CCAUGGAGGUGAGCACUGUGUCCCCAUCUCCUGCCUCACCCACUGAAGGAGAUAAUACAUGUGGAAUUGAUAUCACCGAUGCGGCCGUAGUUGGCAUCAUGCUGCUCAUCUGCCUCUGUGGGCUGGCUGGGAACGGGGCUCUGCUCUGCCUCCUCAGGUUCUGCAGGAACGCCAUCACAGUCUAUAUCUUCCAUUUGGCUGUCGCCGACUUCAUCUUCCUGUUCUUUGUGGCCACCUCCCUCCUGCUCCACCUGCUGGAGGAACUUUCCUGCUACACUAUUACACUCCGGGAGUACCUGAAGUUGUUUUUCCAGCUCUCGCUGUUCUCUUACACCACGGGGCUGUACCUGCUGACAGCCAUCAGCGUCGAGAGGUGCACAUCCGUCCUCUGCCCGCUCUGGUACCGCUGCCACCGUCCCCGGCACCUAUCAGGGUUCAUGACUGUCCUUCUCUGGACCCUCCCCUUUGUUACAGUGGUUAUCCUGUGCCUGUCACUGAGGCCCCAGCACUGCCAGGUGUCUCUCAUCUCCAUGAAUGCUCUCAGCCUCCUGCUCUUUGCUCCAGCCAUGCUCAUUUCCAGCACAAUUCUCUUCAUUAAGGUCAAGUGUGGCUCCCAGCAGCAGCAACUCAAGAGACUUGACAUCGUCAUCUUCCUCACUGUGCUCUUCGUCCUCCCCUUCACUCUCCCACUCAGCCUCUGGAGUUUUCUGCAGCAGUUUGGCUACACCAUGGUGUCAGCCCAAGUGCGCGGGGAGCAGAGCCCAGGAGCCCCUGAAACCGAGGUCAAGGCUGUCGUCGUCGGGGAUGGCGGCUGCGGGAAGACGUCGCUGCUGGUGGCCUUCGCCAAAGGGGACUUCCCCAAGGUCUAUGUCCCCACCGUGUUCGAGAAGUACACAGCGUCCCUCCAGGUUGCCGGCAAGCCCGUGAAGAUCCACCUGUGGGACACAGCAGGACAGGAAGACUACGACAGGCUUCGCCCUCUGUCCUACUCAGAUGCCAACGUUGUCCUCAUGUGCUUUGAUGUCACCGACUCCAACAGCUUUGACAACAUCCUAACAAAGUGGUACCCGGAGGUGAACCACUUCUGCAAGGGGGUCCCGGUGCUGCUGGUGGGCUGCAAGACGGACCUGCGGCAGGACCAGGAGGCGCUGCAGAAGCUGAAGGACGGGCGGAUAGAGCCCGUCUCCCGCCAGCAGGGAGAGGCCAUGGCCCGGCAGGUCCACGCCGUGUCCUACAUGGAGUGCUCGGCCAGGUACCAGGACAACGUCGGGAACAUCUUCGUGACAGCCUGCAAUGUCGCCAUCAGCGCCGCCCGCCGGAGGCAGCGCAAGGCGGGACCCAGGAGGGGCUGCGCCAUCCUCUGA
Melospiza georgiana is the source of this 1364-nucleotide messenger RNA. It is a transcript of the gene RHOD, whose product is annotated as ras homolog family member D. Gene Ontology annotation, biological process: G protein-coupled receptor signaling pathway; cell migration; small GTPase-mediated signal transduction. The transcript is spliced from 6 exons. The record is from RefSeq and is a predicted model, not a curated record. Gene Ontology annotation, cellular component: membrane. Gene Ontology annotation, molecular function: G protein-coupled receptor activity; GTP binding; GTPase activity. NCBI's taxonomy places the organism in Eukaryota, Metazoa, Chordata, Aves, Passeriformes, Passerellidae. The coding region runs from base 3 to 1364 and encodes 453 amino acids.